This is a messenger RNA of Trichoderma atroviride IMI 206040, 2131 nucleotides long. RefSeq lists its product as uncharacterized. Lineage: Eukaryota; Fungi; Ascomycota; Sordariomycetes; Hypocreales; Hypocreaceae. The record is from RefSeq and is a predicted model, not a curated record.
AUGUCGGCGCCGGCACACGACGGCGUCCAUCCCGGCCUGUUCCGGCCGCCAGUGUCGCCCAGCUCCAGCUUCUCCUCCUCAUCCUUUGCGACCGAGCACUCUUCGAAGCGGAAAUGGAGUCGCACCAGCAUGCCCCGGAUGCACCAGACAGGCGCUCAUGGCGGCCUCUAUGACGAAGGAGAGGUCUAUAUGGAUGCCGCGGCACCGCCCUCGAGAACCUAUGCGCUGGCUGGCCAACUCCACACGCCGCUGGUGGGAGAAGAUGCCGACAUGGCCAUGGCCGAGAGCAUGGGAGACAGCAUGGGAGACAGCAUGUACUCUGACUCCGACUACCGGCGGGCCCUGGGCACCAAGCGAUCGCGCGAUGAGAUGGACCAAGACUCCUCCAGCGGGCCGCCCACGCAGCUGUUUAGCCAAACCGAGCCUGAAGAGUCUGCAAAUGCCAAUGGCUGGGGCUCUUUUGCUUUCGCCACCAUUGGGGGAGUUGUUGGCCGGGUAUGGGAGUUUUGCAAGGCGGGUGCGUUCAAGGGUUUUUACGCAGGGGGCGGCGCAUCGUACAAGGUGACGUCGACGGGUGUUAGUGUUGAUGAAGAUGCUGGUCCCGGCCUAGACCAGCCUUAUUAUUUCCAGGGCCAUAGUCAGCAACAGCAAAGCCAUGCCUUUGUUAGUAGAGACAGGGCGCGGCAUGUACAGCAGUUGCCAAAAAGGAGUCACCACCACUACAGCAGCAACAGCAACAACAACAGUCAAAGUUCUGGCUACGACGAUCCAUAUGACAGCCGCGCUUCCACGCCCACUGGGCCGGCACCCAAGAGACGUAGGCAAACUGAGAGCGGCAACGACCUGGGCCAGAACUGGGUUAUGAUCCGGGAGCCCAACCGCGACAGCGAGCUGAAGACGCCCCGAAAGAUGGCUACGCCGAGCCGCACAUCCCCUCGCCAUCACGCUCAGCAAACUCCCCUGGCGGAUCACCGCAUGGGCCCUCCAAGCAGCUUUUCCACUCCUUCAUCCUCUGACCCUGCGCCUCUUCGCCCCGCGAGUCGCGCUGCCAGCCGUCCAGGCAGUCGAAUGUCGGACGUCAACGCCUUUAGGUCUGCACGACCUGCAACCUCAGCUUCGGCUGCGUCGUUCAAAGCCAGCGUUCCCAAGCCGCCUACACAAAGCAGGAUUCCUGUCAAGGCGAAUACUUCAGCAACGUUGGCAUCGCCAGCUCCGCUGGCAAAUCUUGAGCCUGGCCGAAGGCGCAGACACACUGUCGUACCGUCGUCCUCCGAUCCCUCUGCCUGGAAAAGUCCAAGUCACCAGCGCGCUGAAAGUGCAGCCUCAGUGGCUACUAGCAGGGCUACCGAGAUUGAUGCCAGCCCGCGACUGGAUGCCGAGGCCAGGCGAUUAACCUCCCGUCGCCAGAUGGAAGAGCGCAAUGCUGAUGCGCGCAUGGCGGCGUUCAACAAACAGCUGCAAGAUAUGAUUCGACAGGGCAGAGAAGCUCUGGGGUCGACUAUCGACGUCGAUAUUGGCGAUGCAGGCUGGGAAGACACGCUCUAAAUAAGGUUGCGCAACUGCAGUCUCAUCUUCCGACCACUCCUUAUCAUUCCUUUACAUGAACAUAGUUUCCUUUUAUCUUUUCUUUAUUGUCUAUUGAUGGAUUGAUGACCUUUUCUAUUCUUACUCUCUUUUGUUUACUCGACAUGAGUAUUUAUGACACUACGAGAUUACUAGAUACGAAAACAACGUACCGACGAGCUACACAGGAUCUGCCUGCUUGAUUUGCUUGGCUUGUUAUUUUUGAAAGUUUUACUUGACUUUUUUCUUUUCCUUUCGAACCUGGAUGGCUAGGUAUCUAUUCUGCGAGUGAGCAACGCGGCAGGAAUAGAUAUCACAAGAGGCAGGCGCUAUUUGCCAUCGCUCGUCGACGAUCUUGCCAUCUCUUAGUCCUUUGGCGACUGCUAUUUAGCUAUUCAUGAGUUUUAUGCGGAGGCAAUUGUGUAUUUUAUGGAUUUUACCUCGUUGAGGAUGGCGCAUUAAUGACUGAUAUGAGGACGAGGGAAACGAAGUGGGAGGGCAGCACUGAAUUGAUAUGAUUAUUAGCCUCGUCUUAGCUUAAGCAAAAUGAAUCAAAGAGAUGACCACU